AAUUGGAGUUAUUUCCCUUUGUAGCUGACCUUCACUUCCUGCAAUGGUUGAUGGUUGACUUUCUGUUUACCGGUCCCUUGCACUAUGGGCACUGUUCACGCUAAAGAAAUGGAAGGUCACUCACACAUGGAUAAUCCUGCUCCCCGGACUCGCUCAAUUGAUUUCAAGCAACCUGCCAAGGUGCAGAGGGUGUUGAUUGAAGGACUAGUAAGAACAAAAGAAGACUUGCUUAUUCCAAAGAUUCAGGAUACCUUCUCUGCAGAAAACUUUGAAGAGGUGGUGAGACAAUGUGUGGAAUCCAAGGCUCAGCUCCAGGAGCUGGGUAUCUUCAAAACUGUGAAAAUAACAGUAGACACAUGUAAAGCUCCUGGUGCCUCUGUAUCAGAUUAUGAUGUCAAAUUUAUAGUCGAAGAGAAAAGAUUUGAGGGAGGCAUUCAUACUUCUGCAGGAAACAAUGAUGUAGAAUCGUCCUUAACUUUGGGUUUGAAUAAUCUGUUUGGGAGAGCUGAGAAAUUGACAGCAAGAUAUGCACACACCAGAAACUUUAGAAGUAGGAAGAAUAACCAGGCCCAUGUACAGUUCAUGAAGCCACUCAAUGGGAACCCUGACGUCAGGUUGAUCCUGGGAGGGUACAGCACCAACACAGAUGUCCUUCUUAGUGGUUACAAGGAAGCCAGUAAAGGAAUUCAAGCAGCAUUCACAUUCCCAUCGACACUGGGCUCCCACAAUAUACAAUGGGAUGGAGUUUGGAGGGACCUCAGAGCCUUAUCUAGGACUACACCCUUCCCCAUCAGAGAACAGGCAGGACAUACACUCAAGUCAAGUGUACAGCACACAGUCACAUCCGACACAAGAGAUGAUAAAAUACUGCCACAUGCUGGUUAUUUGUUGAAAGCUGUUCAGGAAUAUGCUGGUCUUGGAGGAAAUGUAGAGUUUGUCAAAUUAAAUACAGAACUUCAAGUCAAUAAAGAAAUUUUGCCAUACAUAGUUGUCCAGCUGUCAGCCGCUUGUGGUACCAUGUGGGGCCUAGGAAAAGACAAAAGAGUGACUGUCAAUGACAAAUUUUUCUUGGGAGGUCCGCUGACCCUUCGAGGCUUUCAUGACAGAGGCGUUGGGCCACAUGUGGAAGGUAAUGCUUUAGGUGCUGAUGCUUACUGGCUCUGUGCUGCCCAUAUCUACACACCGCUCCCAUUCAAACCAGGCCUGGGAGGCUUUGGCGACUUUUUCAGGUCUCAUGCUUUUGUAAAUGUUGGAAAUGUUGGUGCAGUUGAAUUAGAUAAAUCACUAAGAGAAAACAUCGAACAGCUAUCUGAAGAGUUCCGGCUAGCCUAUGGUUUAGGACUCGUACUGAAGCUCGGCAACAUCGCACGGAUGGAACUCAACUAUGUUGUCCCAGUACGAUUCAUGAAUGGAGACUGUGUGAAUCCUGGUGUACAGUUUGGUGUGGGGAUGACCUUUCUGUGAUGUCGGGGAUCAUUAUAUCAUUGUGCUAUGCCUCCAUAUGGACAUUAUAUAAUGAUUAGUGUGGCAGUGGCAGCCAUCAACUGGAAUGAGGCUGAAGUGUGAUGGAGAGUCGACUAGACAGCUAUAAACGCUCUCACAAACCUCUUGGGGUAUCUAGAGACUAUAUACUAACCUUUCAUGGCUUCUACACUGUGUUUAAGGCUGUAGGGAGUCUAGAUAUUCAUUACAAUGGGAUUCUUCAGUGUGUUUAUACAAGUCAGUACCCGAAUAAACAGUCCAAUAUUCUACAAUACUGUAACAUUUGUUUGUCAAACCUAAGUACUUUGUGUUUUUUAUUGGACAAAUCAUUGCUUUAAUAUGGCUCGCUUUGACAUUGUUUGGCUUUACAGAAUGAUUAGGAAUUAAUUUGAACUAAAAAGCACCAUUGCACCUUUUUAUGAACAUUACACCUUGUAUGAACAUUACACCUUGUAUGAACAUUACACCUUGUAUGAACAUUACACCUUGUAUGAACAUUGCACCUUUGUUGAAGUUUACCAUUAUUGUUAAUUUUUCUGAUCUGAAGAUUAAACACUUGUAUAUUCAUUUCUAGAUUUGACAGGAAACCUUACGACAUGUGUCACUUAUGAUGUAGGAACUUUGUGUUGAUUGGGUUCAUGUAGACAACAUUAUAUUUUAAUGUAUAUUUAAUAAUUCCAAAUUGUUAAAAAAAAUUUGGACUGUCAAUGAUAAAAUAAUAAAUAUUAAAUAUCAA
Molecule: messenger RNA, 2218 nt
Organism: Pecten maximus
Lineage: Eukaryota; Metazoa; Mollusca; Bivalvia; Pectinida; Pectinidae
Product: sorting and assembly machinery component 50 homolog
Exons: 14
Coding region: 85-1464 (459 amino acids)
Biological process (GO): mitochondrial respiratory chain complex assembly; protein insertion into mitochondrial outer membrane
Cellular component (GO): SAM complex; outer membrane
Source: RefSeq, a predicted model, not a curated record